Messenger RNA from Bursaphelenchus okinawaensis, 3368 nucleotides. Lineage: Eukaryota; Metazoa; Nematoda; Chromadorea; Rhabditida; Aphelenchoididae. The record is from the annotation of a GenBank genome assembly.
AUGACUAUUGAUUUCCAUGUUACGUUGCAGGAGUAUAACUGGAAGAAGAUGGUUACGGUGCAGAGGGCUGUGACGUUGAGGUCUACUGUAGAUUCGAUUGGAUUCUCGAACUUUCCGAAUCAGGUGUUCAGACGGUGUUUGAAGAAUGGAUUCGACUUUACAUUGAUGGUUGUUGGUAUGUUUUUUAUUUUUAUAGGCUUUAUUGAGAAACAUAGCAAAAACUUUCUUUACAAGUUGUGAAAUGGCAAAAACUUUCUUUACAAGACUUAAAAUGGCAAAAAAUUCCUUUACAAAACAAAAAAUCGCAGGAACUUUCUUUACAGAACGUAGAAUUUUGAGAACUUUCUUUACAAGUCAUUAUGUGGCAAGAACUUUCUUUACAAAACUUGAAAUGGCGAGAACUUUCUUGACAAGUCAUUAUGUGGCAAGAACUUUCUUUACAAAACUUGAAAUGGCGAAAACUUUCUUUACAAAACAAAAAAUCGCAAGAACUUUCUUUACAGAACAUAGAAUUUUGAAAACUUUCUUUACAAAAUAUGAAUUGACAAGAACUUUCUUUACAAAACUAAAAAUGGGAGGAACUUUCUUUACAAGUCAUGAAAUGGCAAAAACUUUCUUUACAAACCAUUUUUUUCACAUAAAUUUUAUAAUUUCUAGGUAAAAGCGGCCUUGGAAAGAGCACCUUUGUCAACUCCUUGUUCACCGCCGAGAUCAACGAGCCUCAGACGGCUCAAGCAGCAGCCCAUCAGAAGAUCGAGAAGACCGUGAAAGUCAAUGCUAAAACCUUGGCAUUGGAAGAGGACGGUGUGAAUUUGAACGUGACUUUUGUUGAUACUCCAGGUUUUGGCGACUUUGUGGACAACAAAAACUGCUGGGAACCGAUUGUAAAGUACAUUGAUGACAGAUUCGCCGAGUAUUUGAAUGAAGAGACUAAAAUCGAGCGACAGCCUAAGAUUGAGGACAAGAGAGUUCAUGCUUUGUUGUAUUUUAUUCCACCGAGUAGAGGGUGAGUAUGAUUUUGUUUUUUUGGGUUGGGGAUAGACCUAGAGGUGAGAAACGAGUCGUGUAAGUUUGGCUUGACUUUGGGCUAAAGUUGACACGGACCGUACCUAAAAGCUGGGCCUUAUUUUGACGGGGCCGGCCUAAAAAAUGAAACGGACAGGGCUUAAGCGGUGGGCUUCGGCCUGGGUUUCUCACCCUUAGAACUGAAAGAUGGCUUUCUAGGCCCUUUCUUGGGAUGGGUUAGGCUAAACAGUAUUUUUUUUUGGGCUUGACCGGCAUUUUUGGCUCAGGGUGAGAAACGGGCCGGGCUUGGCUUACUUUUGUGGCCUGGAGCUCAAUGUUUAGGCCCGGCACGUUUUCAUUUUUGCCUCGGCCAGACUCUAAUUUUUUAUGUGCAAUGCGCCGGGCUUGAUUUUCAGGCACGGCUCGACCUUAAUUUAGCUCAAGGCCAACCCGGGUCUACUUGGCCUGUUUCUCACCCUUACUUUUGUCUCAGGGGUAAAACUAGGGCCUUAGAGGCUCAGCUUAUGUGUUUUGUCUUGGUUUAAGGGAUGGAACAAUAUUUUUUUUGCGUUUUUUUAAAAAUAUUUUUAAAGAAAGUUAACUUCUGGUUACAAGUAUAGUUAAUAUGUUGAUUACCAAUGAUACUUCAGCUUGUCCGAGUUGGAUAUUAUGGCUCUGAAAGCGCUGCACGACCGAGUUAACAUCAUUCCAGUGAUUGCCAAGGCUGAUACUUUAACUGCUGAUGAAUUGACGGACCUGAAGAACACAGUAAGGGCCUUGAGAUUGAAGUUUUAAAGUUUUUUUAGCUUAUAACAGUGGGCUUAUACUGUUUGUUUAUAUAAUAUUAGAAUAUUAAAAAGUUUUGUCGUUAAUUUGCAAAGGUUUGCAGGUCUAAAAACGACAAAACUUUUUUGACAUUUUAAUAUUAACGAGAGAGACGUAACUAGGAGCGGGGUGGUUCAACUCCUUUCUAGCCUAAACAUGAGCAACGGACCGGGCCCAUUUUUCAGGCCACGCCCGUUUUGAUUUUUGUCAGCACUGGCCCGUUGUUCAUGUCUAUUCUAGCCUGUUUUUAAACUUUCUUGAAUAACAUUCCACUUGUAACCUAUAUUAAUUUAGUUACUGGACCAGUUCACAGAGCACCAAAUCAAGUUGUACGAGUUCCCAGCACCGUACGAGAGUGGGAAGAACAAGAAAGAGACCGACUUCCGUGACAGAAUCCCAUUCGCUGUGGUCGGAUCGAAUCAAGUGAAGGACGAUGGUCGCAAAAAGUGCAGAAUCCGACGCUACAUUUGGGGCACGGUCGAGGUGGACAACCUGGAGCACAAUGAUUUCCUGGCCUUGAGGGAUAUCUUGAUCAAUCAGAAUCUAAUGGACUUGAUUGAUGUUACCAAGGAGAUUCACUACGAGAACUUUAGGUCGAAACAGAUGCAGAAGAGCCCUAAGGGCUUCAUUUCAACUGGAGAGUGAGUUUGUGGAGAGGAUGGGAUAUUGAGGUUAUGUUAGGUUUUGAUAGUGAAAAUAGUGGUGUUUUAGGUAGAAAAUGUUAGUAUGUGGUAAAAAAAUGUCAUUAUCGGGUUAAAGAUGUCAAUUUGGAGAUACAAAAUGUUGAUUUAGGGUAGAAAGUGUCAUUACCUGGUUUAGAAAUGACAUUUAGGUUAAAAAUGUUAUUGUAGGGCUAAGUAGACAUGAGGAACGGGCCGGGCCUGGAUUUCAGGCUCGGCCCGACUGAAAAAAAAUUUGGGACAUGUCCGGCCCGUUCCUCAUGUCUACUUAGCCCUACAUUAACAUUGUUAACAUAAAUAACAUUUUUAAGCUAAGAAAAGGUCGUUUUUAACAAAAACUCUUGAUUAGAGCAUAAUUUUGAAUUGCUUUCAGAGAUCCAUUCACGAAAAUGGAGAAAGAACAACGUCAGAAAGAGUCGGAAGUUAAGAUGCAGCAAGCCAAAAAGGAACAAAUCUUUGUGGAGAAGGUCGACCAGAAGAUGAAAGACAUUCAGGAAGAGGAGAGAAAGGUAUCACAACAUUUUUAAAGCUAAACAAUCUCAAAAAUGUGUUUUUUAAACUUAAUUUUAUGUUUUGUUACCUAAAUUUAUGGAAAUUUGUUUUAUGGUAGAAAAAUGGCAUUAAAAUCAUAUAUUUUUAAAAUUUUUGUGUUAUUAUUAUAUUAUCAACACCAUUUUUUAGUUAAACGAUUACAAGAAGACCCUGGACCAAGAGCUGGCUGAAAAGCGCUGCCUUCUAGAGACCCUAAAGCAACAACUUUCGGAAGUUCGACGUCAGAACGGCCUCAACGACUCCAACUCUUCUCAUUCGCCGGACGGAAGAAAAAAGAAGUCCUCCACAUUAUCCUUGUUCCGCUAA